AUGAGUAGUUAUGCGUCGGCCUACCUUUAUGAUAUUUUAUCGCACAUUCUACUUCUAUUUCGAAACAAAAUUCACAUCCUCAAAUGUCGACAGAACGUACUUGAUAGAUCCACUUCAAGUUCGUCUGCUUCAAGAUUCGAGCUAAACUUGGUUUCCAUGUUGCAGAAACUGGCUAAUCGUUAUUUUUUAUUUAAGCCGUUUGCCGAACUUUUCUUGAUUCAUAUGAAAUCAUUCAUUUGGCCUAAUCCGUCAACUAAUUGCAUUAAUGUUGCAUUUUUUAACUUGCACUUCCAAUCUCCGCCGAAGUUGAUGUUUAGUAAAUAUAAUGGGCUCUUGUUUAGAAAACAAGCUGAAAGGAGAGUCUCAGAAUUGAAUUCUCCAUGUGAUGAAUUCAACACAAUCGAAUGUCAAGUAAAUUAUUGUUAUAUGAGCAUAUAUUCAACGAAUUCUGUAACUACGGAUCGAAAUUUCUCCACUGCAACCCAUCCUUCACUCAGAAGGACUGAAUAUGUUUUCGAUACUUAUUAUUCUGACAAGAAUUUCGACGGACUUCUUCAUCUAGCCCCAAUGAUCACUGAUGAAAGUAUAAGUUUUGUGUUAAGUUUUCUGAUGUAUAUGCAGUUGGGAUUACAAAUCACAGUCAUAAUUCAUGUGAAUAUGUUCAUUAUAAAAUUUCUCCAUAUAUAUUGUUGCGUGCAAAUGAAGUCGAAUGUAUUUCACAUUUUAGCUGGAAACUUAGUUAAAUUGAUGCAGAAUGCUUUAAAAUUAGCUUGUUUGGUAGCAGGGAGGCGAGUCGUUGAGACAGUUCUGCAUUGGCAAAUAAGAUUGGGCAAUAUACCCAACUUGAAAAUAGUGAGUUGA
Molecule: messenger RNA, 861 nt
Organism: Echinococcus granulosus
Lineage: Eukaryota; Metazoa; Platyhelminthes; Cestoda; Cyclophyllidea; Taeniidae
Exons: 7
Coding region: 1-861 (286 amino acids)
Source: RefSeq, a predicted model, not a curated record